Molecule: messenger RNA, 1971 nt
Organism: Penaeus indicus
Lineage: Eukaryota; Metazoa; Arthropoda; Malacostraca; Decapoda; Penaeidae
Product: UDP-glycosyltransferase UGT5-like
Exons: 8
Coding region: 129-1685 (518 amino acids)
Molecular function (GO): UDP-glycosyltransferase activity
Source: RefSeq, a predicted model, not a curated record
AGUGCGUUGUCCAAGAAGGCCCACUCGUUUAGUGUUAGUGUGGGACAGAAAACCUCAUAACGUGCAGUUACGAACCGGGCGUAACCGGGCGAGGCCAUCGGUAGUUCUUCAUUUCCGACUCCGGAAGGAUGAAGAGGGCGGUGCUGGCCCUGGCGCUGGCGCUGAUGGGCGUGGCGUGGGCGGAGUUGGCUCCCCCCGAGAGAUCCUACAAGAUCCUGAUGCUGUUGCCGAUAUCCUCGAAGAGUCACAGGAAUGUCUUCUUGCCGGUUGCCGAAGGGCUGGCAGAUCGAGGACACAAGGUUGUGCUCGUGGUCAACCAUCCUCCGGUGUCAAAGCAUCCAAACAUUGAGGAAAUCGACCAUGACCUGCCAGAUUUCAAAACAGAAUCUAUGGAUUUAUUUGCAACCAGAGCUGACCCGGGUGGUGUUUUCACCUUGUUCCAAAAUGCUCUUCCCAAAGUCGCCAGGAAGCUGUACAAAGUCCCGAAAGUUAAAGAGCUCUAUGACAGAAGAAAGGAAUUUGAUAUUGUGAUUAUUGAUCACAUGUUUAAUGAGGUUGUGUAUCCCUUUGCCUACGAGAUGCCCUUCAUCACCAUAGCGACGCCUGGGAUGGAUGCUCGCCAAAGUGCUGUCUACGGCAACGUCCAGAACCCUGCUUAUGCACCCAGUUUGAUGAAGACUUUCCCCCUCCCUAUGAGCAUGUUUCACCGCAUUCUCAAUACUAUUGAACACAUCAUGUCUGCUGUCAGCUGGCGGUACUUGGAUGUCCUUCCCUCCGUGCAGAAGGAGAUCUCAGCCCAGUUCCCAGAUCUUCCACCGCUGCUGGAUAUUGAACGUAACCAAAGCCUUACCUUGAUGAACUCCCACUUCACGGUGACUGGUGUUCUGCCUCUUCUGCCGUCCCAGGUGGAAGUGGGGGCCAUGCAUUGUCGCCCUGGCAAGCUCCUUCCUAAGGAUUUAGAGUCCUGGAUCAGCGGCGCAGGAUCAGAGGGCGUCGUGUACUUCAGUCUCGGCUCCGUGGCUCAAGGUCAGACGAUGCCCAAGAAAUACCGAGACAUGUUCGUGGAGGCCUUCAAGCAGCUCAAACAGCGGGUCAUCUGGAAGUAUGAGGUGGCGCUGGAGGGCGUCUCUGACAACGUGCUGAUGCGGAAGUGGCUGCCGCAGCAAGAUAUUCUCGCUCAUCCAAACGUCCGCGUCUUCAUCACCCACGGAGGACUCCUCAGCACUCAGGAGUCCUUCUACCACUCCACGCCAGUCCUCGCGGUCCCCAUCUUUGGCGAUCAGCCCAAGAAUGGCAUGGAUAUACAGGCCAGCGGCCUCGGUCUGAUGCUGGUGUGGGAGGAACUGACGGUCGAGCUCAUCGUUAACAGCCUCCAGGAACUCCUUAAUAACCCCAAGUACAAAAUCACAGCCGACGAAGUUCAGAGUUCUCUCCGCGACCAGCCUCAGAGCCCGAAGGAUCGCGCGGUGUUCUGGACCGAGUACGUAAUCCGGCACAAGGGCGCCCCCCGGCUGCGGUCUCCGGCGGCGCAGCUGUCGUGGGUCGAGUUCCUCAUGCUGGACGUGCUGCUGGUGCUCCACGUCGCCGUGUUCGUGGUGGUGUACGUGCUCCGCCGCCUUCUCGGGGCCUUCUGCUCGCGGGUCCUCGGGUCCCAGAGCAAAGGCAAGAAAAAGAAGAGGGAGUGAGUUUCUUUGGUGAUUUUUUCAGUCUCUAGAUAUUUUUAUAUAUAUGAAAAUUAUUAAACUGAUUUUUAGCUCCCCUACAGUGUCCAAAUACAAUUAUCUCUCUCAUAUCAAUAAAUUGGAAUCUUUCCAUGAAGCGUUCUUGUCCUAUAGCUACUGACACCAUUACAGUAUUCAUAACUAAUAACUAACAAAUAAAAACUGAAUCUGAAAAGAUGACAAUUACUGAACAAGAUGUCAGUUAUCCUGCUGUAAUUAUUUUUUAUGACAAUAAAAUAUAAUGUGUAAA